ACUGCAUUUUUAUUAAACUGUACCCAGGCAUAGUUGAGCUGAUGUGCUCUAGAAUCUUUGCAUAAGCGUGAUUAUACUGUAAGCCCAACCGGACCAUGCCCUCCGUGUCCACCUCCCCAAGCGGACCUGGGCACAGAUAAGCAUAUUGUGCCCCGGUAUGGAGUGAUCUCACUUGUCACAAACUGGACUCUAGGGGGUCAAACAUACUCGGGUACGGUACAGAUGGCAUAGUGUGAUUAUGCCCUUACAGUAAUUUCCCGCAUAUAAGCCGCAGGACAGUGUUUUAUGCCAGUUAAAAGAAACAAAACCAUAUUAACACCAUAUUAACUGACCCCCUGUAUUAACCUCAUAACUGAAGAAAUUUAGCAAAAUCAAUGUAUAAGCCGCGGCUAAUAGUCGGGAAAUUAUGGUAGUCUGUUUCAGACUAGAGGCUACAACUGACACUGACCAUCACCUAGUUUGUUUUAACUUAUGGCACUGGGACAAAGCUGAUAACAGCAGAAACAGUUAACAAGGCCUUAAUCAUCAACAUGGAGAAAGUAAGUGGUGUUGCUUGUCAGUAAAGAGGGUUCACCGCCCUACAGCUCCUGCUCAGCAACAGUAACCACUCACCGGGAGGGAAAAGCUCGAAUACAUUUGGCUGAUUAGACAAUAUCGUAAUGAAACGGAAGGAAGUAAUGGAAACAACAAGAACGUGUACAUGUGCCUCUACACAACAACAUUUAUCGAGAUGAAACAAAAAUGGAAGUCGCCUCAUUUUAGGAGUUUUAGAAGUCAUUUUAGGAGGUAAUGAGACUUUUAUUGCUUUCGCUUGUGUGCUUUGAAGUUUUGACAGAGAAAGAGACCCACCCAGGGAAGAGCAGGAGGAUUAGUGGGAGCCGUAAUAUCAUUACUUCCUCUUGAGAAGCUAAUGAAAGACUUCCGACAUCAGCUGGACGUCCCCUGAUUCAGUUACUUGAGGGUCCUGAAAGGGAAGAAGUGCCCCCUCAUAAAUCCAUCUCUCCUUGCUCAAGCAGCUGUUUGACUACAAAGUGUAAAUCUUGAGGUGAUGGAGGUGCGUAGGAUCUGCUGUAUUGGGGCGGGUUACGUGGGAGGCCCUACCUGCAGUGUCAUCGCUCAGAUGUGCCCAGAGGUGGUGGUCACCGUUGUGGACGUGAACGAGGACCGCAUCCGUGCCUGGAACUCCAGCUGCUUACCCAUUUUUGAGCCUGGUCUGCAGGAGGUGGUGACGUCCUGUCGAGGAGUCAAUCUCUUCUUCUCAACGGACAUCGACACUGCCAUCAAAGAGGCUGACCUCGUGUUCAUAUCAGUGAACACUCCGACAAAGACCUUUGGUAUCGGUAAGGGCCGUGCUGCUGAUCUGAAGUACAUUGAGGCGUGUGCACGCCGCAUUGCAGAGUUGUCCAGCGGCUGUAAGAUAGUGGUGGAGAAGAGCACUGUGCCCGUGCGCGCUGCAGAGAGCAUACGCCGCAUCUUCAACGCCAACACCAAGAGUAACCUCAACCUACAGGUGCUGUCCAACCCUGAGUUCCUGGCCGAGGGAACAGCCAUCGCAGACCUGAAGAACCCGGACCGCGUGCUGAUUGGAGGGGACGAGACUCCGGAGGGGCAGAGUGCCGUCCAGGCCCUCAGAAGGAUCUAUGAGCACUGGGUGCCCAAGACCAAAAUCAUCACUACCAACACCUGGUCCUCCGAGCUCUCCAAACUGGCAGCCAAUGCGUUUCUGGCGCAGCGCAUCAGCAGCAUUAACUCCAUCAGCGCUCUUUGUGAGGUCACGGGGGCAGACGUGGAAGAGGUGGCCCACGCCAUCGGCACUGACCAGAGAAUCGGCAGCCGCUUCCUCAAGGCCAGCGUGGGCUUUGGUGGGAGCUGCUUUCAAAAAGAUGUCCUCAAUCUGGUGUAUUUGUGUGAAGCUCUUAACCUACCAGAGGUGGCAAGAUACUGGCAACAGGUGAUUGAAAUUAAUGACUACCAGCGCAAGCGCUUCUCCUCGCGCAUCAUCAGCUGCCUCUUCAACACGGUGACCGAUAAGAAGAUCGCUCUGCUAGGCUUCGCCUUCAAGAAGGACACCGGAGAUACCAGAGAAUCAUCCAGCAUCCAUAUCAGCCGCUAUCUUCUGGAGGAAGGAGCCUGUCUGUGUGUUUACGACCCCAAGGUCAAAGCAGAGCAGAUCAUCCAGGACCUGACGCAGGUCACUGCCUCAGAGAAGAAUGGCCCUUCCAGAGUGUCUGAGCUGGUCACCAUUGCCACCAACCCCUACGAGGCCUGUGAGAAUGCCCAUGCCAUUGUCAUCUGCACCGAGUGGGACAUGUUCAAGGAGCUGGACUAUGAGAGGAUCUACAAGGCCAUGCUGAAGCCAGCCUUUGUGUUUGACGGCAGAAGGAUCUUAGAUGGCCUACAUGACCAGCUCCAGCACAUUGGCUUUCAGGUGGAGACGAUCGGUAAGAGAGUUAACCAGAGGAUCCCCUACACCACCACAGACUCAGGAGAUCAGCCGCAGGCGAAAAAGAACAAAGUAUGAAGUGCUUUUCAGACAGCAGUCAACGCAACUGACUGGCAGAAAGAUCAUCCUGUAUAAUUGAAUUGUGAUUGUGAAAUGUGAGCAUCUCAGUGUUUCUCUAUUAUUUUUUAGUAUUUCUAUUACUUGGAGGGACACAUUAUUUAAUAAGGGCAGGUCGAAAAGAAUCUUUUUUAUUAUUAUUACUUUUAUACACUACAGGCUGCAUUUGUAAUUGUCCACAUGUGCAUUAACUUUGAUCUACAAUGCUGUGACACAAACCCUAACUGGUUUGGUAAAUGUACAAAUAUAUAAUUCUUUAUAAAUGAAAUACACAAAAAAAACCUGUUAUUUAUAGAUAUUUUGUGUUUUGGUACAUUUUUACCAUGUACAAUUCAAUCUCAAACUUUUCUAAUAAGAAAUCUCAUAUUAAUGUACCAGGAUUGUCUUGUAUGUUUCAUGAAUGUGUUCUGUCAGAGAGGUUUGAUUACAUUUCUCUCUGCUCUGC
This is a messenger RNA of Sardina pilchardus (European sardine), 3005 nucleotides long. RefSeq names its product UDP-glucose 6-dehydrogenase-like. Gene Ontology annotation, biological process: glycosaminoglycan biosynthetic process. The transcript is spliced from 13 exons. Gene Ontology annotation, cellular component: nucleus. Gene Ontology annotation, molecular function: NAD binding; UDP-glucose 6-dehydrogenase activity. Bases 1049 to 2521 code for a protein of 490 amino acids. The record is from RefSeq and is a predicted model, not a curated record. Lineage: Eukaryota; Metazoa; Chordata; Actinopteri; Clupeiformes; Clupeidae.